AUGGCCAACACCACAGGGCUGAACACCUCAGAAGUCGCAGGCUCAGUGGGGUUGAUCCUGGCGGCCGUCGUGGAGGCAGCAGCCCUACUGGGCAACGGCGCGCUGCUGGUCGUGGUGCUGCGCACGCCGGGACUGCGCGACGCGCUCUACCUGGUGCACCUGUGCGUCGUGGACCUGCUGGCGGCCGCCUCCAUCAUGCCGCUGGGCCUGCUGGCCGCGCCGCCGCCCGGGCUGGGCCGCGUGCGCCUGGGCCCCGCACCGUGCCGCGCGGCGCGCUUCCUCUCGGCGGCGCUGCUGCCCGCCUGCACGCUCGGGGUGGCGGCGCUCGGCCUGGCGCGCUACCGCCUCAUAGUGCACCCGCUGCGGCCCGGCGCGCGGCCUCCGCCGGGCCUGGUGCUCACCGCUGUGUGGGCCGCCGCGGGGCUGCUGGGCGCGCUUUCCCUGCUCGGGCCGCCGCCCGCGCCGCCCCCUGCUCCCGCGCGCUGCUCGGUCCUAGCGGGCGGCCUCGCGCCCUUCCGGCCGCUCUGGGCGCUGCUGGCCUUCGCGCUGCCCGCGCUCCUACUGCUCGGCGCCUACAGUGGCAUCUUCCUCGUGGCGCGCCGCGCGGCCCUGCGGCCCCCGCGGCCCGCGCGCUUCUCCCGGCCGCGCUCCGACUCUCUGGAUAGCCGCCUCUCCAUCCUGCCGCCGCUCCGGCCUCGCCUGCCUGGGGGCAAAGCCGCCCUGGCCCCGGCGCUGGCCGUGGGCCAGUUUGCAGCCUGCUGGCUGCCUUACGGCUGUGCGUGCCUGGCGCCCGCCGCGCAGGCUGCAGUGGCCGAGGCGCCCGUCACCUGGGUGGCCUACUCGGCCUUCGCGGCUCACCCAUUCCUGUAUGGCCUGCUGCAGCGCCCCGUGCGCAGGGCACUAGGUCGCCUCGCCCGUCAGGCGCUGCCCAGGUCCCCGAGGGCCUGCGCUCCGCGGACCUGGCACCUGCGGGCGCUUCUGCAGCACCUCCGGGGACGGUCAGAGAGCCCUGCCCUGGGCCUUUCCGAAGCACCAGAACAAGCCCCAGAUUUGCCAAGAGGGGAGAGCCUGAGCAUGCCGGGGGCCACCUGA
Messenger RNA from Neogale vison (American mink), 1092 nucleotides. RefSeq names its product G protein-coupled receptor 62 (gene GPR62). The coding region runs from base 1 to 1092 and encodes 363 amino acids. The transcript has a single exon. Gene Ontology annotation, biological process: G protein-coupled receptor signaling pathway. Gene Ontology annotation, cellular component: signaling receptor complex; plasma membrane; endosome. Lineage: Eukaryota; Metazoa; Chordata; Mammalia; Carnivora; Mustelidae. Gene Ontology annotation, molecular function: G protein-coupled receptor activity. The record is from RefSeq and is a predicted model, not a curated record.